Molecule: messenger RNA, 1146 nt
Organism: Synchiropus splendidus (mandarinfish)
Lineage: Eukaryota; Metazoa; Chordata; Actinopteri; Syngnathiformes; Callionymidae
Gene: rbis
Product: ribosomal biogenesis factor
Exons: 4
Coding region: 244-540 (98 amino acids)
Biological process (GO): ribosome biogenesis
Cellular component (GO): nucleolus
Source: RefSeq, a predicted model, not a curated record
GUUGUGGUUUUGUGGGAUUUAAACCGAAUUAUUGACUCAAAUUGCACUUGUUGGGAUUAGCAGCCAAGUUUCGGUCUCGGUUUAUUACGCUUUAAUAACUCGUUCCACGUAACUAAAUAAACAGCGCGUUGAAGAUCGUUUGUUUGUAUAGUAUUGAUAGUAUACUGGAAAAUGUUUUUAUAUUAACCUGCGAGUGAUUCCCGAUCGCUAAAUGCUGUCUAAUCUGAAGUGGAAAAACGUAAAAUGGGGAAGAGUAAACAAAGAGGAAAGAAGCCCAAAAACGUCUUCCAGGUGGACGUCAAGCACGUGAAGCCCAAAAACAAAGCCAAACCAGUGAAGACGUCGCUCAAACAUAUGAACACCAUCAGGAACGAGAAGGUGGAGAACCUGAACCAGAUCUUCACCGAAGUCCAGCGUGACGUGAAGAGCGUGUCCAAGUCGGUCGCUCCUGAACCGAAGCAGCAAGUGAAGAUUGCCAAAGAGCCGGCGAAGGAAUCCGUGAACGUGGACAACACAGCUCAACUCUUCGCUCAGCUGUAGGAAAUGGACUCGGAUGCUGAACAUGUGAGCGAUACUGGACUGAACUCUGCUGGGAUUCUGCAUCUUUUCAGCCACAAGUGAUCUCCUGUGGUGGUUUCACCAGGACUCUCCUCCCCCACCUACAUCUCUUUAUCUACUGAAUUCAGGCUCACAAAUAAAUCUUAUCAGUGAAGGUCAUGUCCCAGAAAAGCAUCUGUUCUAAGGUCAGUUAAUUUAUUUGCUGUUUCCCCUCCUGGAUCCACUGGUCCUGAUCCCGGGCAGCGGGAUCGUGUGGUGACUCGCGACUGUGGUCAGUCGUCAAUGAGUCCGGAAGCAGAGUGAGACCUCCUGUGUAAACAAACCAGCGCUCCGUAUAAAUAAGCUGGAGGUGCUCAAGGUGAAGUGGAGAUAAGGUGUCGCCUGAGUGACACUUUAAUCUCCUCAAAGAUUUUCGAUUAGAUGGUGGAGAGUCUGUCAGGUCUUUUUCAUUGCUUCCUUCAAGGACCUUUGUGGCGCUUGGUGUGUCCGCUGAUGUUUCACUACUCUCCGUUUUCAUGCCCUGAAAACACUCAUGAUUGAUGUGAAAAUGCAGCUGAACCAGGAUUUCUGAUGUUUAUGUGAAGAAAA